AUGUCAAACUACAACCAAGACUACCAAGGCGAGUCCAACAGCUACCGCGGAGGAGAAGCUAACAGCUAUCGCGGAGGAGAGGCCAACAGCUACAGAGGCUCCCAGCAGCAGAAUGAUAACUCUUAUAACAAUGGUUAUGGCAGCUAUGGUGCCCCUCCCAGCUCUGGUUACCAGCAGCAGCAGCAGCACUCCAACAACGGCUAUAGCCAACAGGAGUCUAACUAUAACAGCAACAGCAACGAUGGUUAUGGCAGCUAUGGCGCUCCUCCUCAGCAAAACAAUGAUUCUUACGGUCAACAAUCCCGUCCCUCUGCUGGUAGCCACCAUGCCUCUUUCAAUGAUAGAGACGCUGCAAACUACGCUGCCAAGUAUGCCGAUGAUGGUGAGGACCAGGAGGUGUUCUCGUCUGUUCUCUCGAAUAUCUCGUCCAAGCAAAAUCUCCAUCAGUCCGCAGCUCAGCCCCAAGAGCUCCAGAAUGCCCAGCAAUCUCACCAGCAGUUUUAUGGUAACAACGAUGGAAACCAGAGAAGUGCUUCUCCCACAGAUAUGGGUACUGCUGCCGCUGUUCAGGCAUUGGAAAACCAUGAGAGAAGCGGCAGUGGUGGCGGAAUGAACGACAUGAUUGGUAUGGCUAUGGCCGAAGCUACCAAGCUUUUCUCAAAGUCAGGUGGAACCAAUGCCAGCAGCAAUGAUGGCGGCAAGGCUCAGGUGCUCCAGCAGGCUGCAAUGAUGGCUGUUAAGCUCUACAUGGCUAAGCAGGCUCAGGGUGCUGCCAGUGGUGGUGCCAGCGGAGGUGGAAGUGGUAUUUCUAGCAUGCUUGGUAUGUUGAUGGGUGCAGCAGGUGGACAGCAGUCUCAGCAGUCUCAGCAGUCCAGCGGUGGUGGAUUGGGUAGCAUGGUAAGCUCUUUCAUGGGCGGAGGUGGCGGACAGCAGCAGCAGCAGCAACAACAACACCAACAGCAGCAGUCGAGCGGUAAUGGUCUGGGUAAUAUGGUCAGUUCUUUGAUGGGUGGUAGCCACAGCAAUACUCAGCAGCAGCCCCAACAGCAACAGCAACAGCAGCAGCAGCAGCAAUCUUCCGGUGGUAAAAUGGCCGCCAGUUUGAUUUCCAAGUUCUUUUAAACAAAAAAAAAGAUCUCACUAUUAUAGGUGCUAUAAUCUAUAAUAUUCACUUGUAUAUUGUAAACUCUAUUAAAUAACAAAAGGCAAUGAUUCUUUUCUUUAUUAUUCAUCGAUCUUAUCUGCCAUACUUCCUCUCUUCCAAAAGAGAAGGAUCUUUUUCU
Messenger RNA from Phycomyces blakesleeanus NRRL 1555(-), 1283 nucleotides. RefSeq lists its product as hypothetical. NCBI's taxonomy places the organism in Eukaryota, Fungi, Mucoromycota, Mucoromycetes, Mucorales, Phycomycetaceae. The record is from RefSeq and is a predicted model, not a curated record. The transcript has 2 exons. The coding region runs from base 1 to 1122 and encodes 373 amino acids.